AUGGUAGCCCUGAGCAAAACGGAGGCCAUCGCCUUUGGCGGUCGAGGUUGGAAGACUCAGGCCGGUGUGUUCAUGAUGGUGGAUGGGGAGAGGGUACAUGUAAUGCCACACAUCAAAUACCUUGGCAUCAUAUUGGACCCACGGUGGAACUUCGGGGAGCACUUUAGACAGCUAGCUCCCCAAUUAGUGAGAACCGCAUCGGCACUCAGCCGACUGCUGCCCAACAUUGGUGGGCCUGGUGCUACAUGUCGGCGCCUAUAUGCAGGUGUAACACGCAGCAUGGCGCUGUAUGGGUUGCCGAUAUGGGCGGAUAGGCUCACUAGAGCCAACAGGGCCUUGCUGCGACGACCACAGCGUGUGGUGGCCAUACGUAUCUGCAAGGCCUACACCACUGUGGCGUGGUCGGCAGUCUGCGCUCUGGCUGAGUGCUCGAAGUGGUCGGAUGAGCGGGCCACCCUCAUGACCGCCUUAGAAAUAGGGAACCUCUCGCUGCAAAGUGUAGUAGCUGCGAUGCUGUGCUGCAAGAGGAAAUGGGAAGCAGUGGUUUCCUUCUGCGAGUACGUCAUCUCGCAGAACAUGAUCACUUUAUCGUGCGCGCCUACUGCCUCAAUAGGGUCACUUCCCGACCCUGGGAUGGAAAGGGCGGCCAGCAACUUACUGGUCACCUAUUACAGCAAGAUUCCCGGCACAGAAGCGCCGGGCAGCCUGAGAGCAUCGUGGUGA
This is a messenger RNA of Amyelois transitella, 723 nucleotides long. RefSeq lists its product as uncharacterized. The record is from RefSeq and is a predicted model, not a curated record. Bases 1 to 723 code for a protein of 240 amino acids. The transcript is spliced from 2 exons. Lineage: Eukaryota; Metazoa; Arthropoda; Insecta; Lepidoptera; Pyralidae.